CGAUGCUUCCAUGCCAGGCGAAAAAGCGCCAGAAGAUGGAUGAUGGAACGAAGACCAUGUCUCAGGCUUUGGCCCUGGGCUACGAUAUAAUCCAGCGAAAGAACGGCGAAUCCCCACCCGAGGAGCGAUUUCGUGAACUUGAGGAAGAGAUCAACCGUCGCGGAUUUGGGGAACUGCGUCACAGCACCAGCAAUUUUCCCGGUGACCGAAAGCCCGUUGAUGGAAUGGCGGCAAGAGAGCUCCUCUAUCAUGGAAUCAAUUUCGCCGACUCGGAUCCUUUUUUCCAUGCCGCCAUCGGCUGUUCCUUCGAACAUGCAGGGAAGGAAGGUCCGGGACUUGUAUUCUGGGCUAAAAACCCAAGCCAGUUGAAACGUUUCCAUGCCGGAGCACGCAGUACGGCAUUCAUAUACUGUUCAGCAACGAACGAAGAGCUUCAUGAGGAGAACGGCCUCUUUCGCAUUGUGGAAGGCUCCCAUACGAUGAUGCAAGGACAAGUUGAUGAAACUGCGACUACCAGCAUCCGUCUUCGGCCAAAUGAGGUGCUGAUAAUGUCUUCCAACUUGACAAUUGAGUAUCCAACAGCAGGAGGAGGAGUUGGCAUCUGGAUGAUGGUGUAUCGCCCUAAGUGAUACAGUUCUCGAACAUGGAGACAUAUAUAUAUAUACACUUCACUCAUUACAGGAAUGUGGGAUCUAGGGUUGCAAACAUCGGAUCAUCUUCAUAGUAACCAUUGAAGAGUGUUGGAUCUUCGGCAGACCUUGCCCAUUGCCUCUCCUUCUCGGUCAUGUACGAUUUGUAGUAUAUUUCGUCCUCAGUUUUAUAAUCGUAUUGGAGCAAAUCGCAAAUCUCCUGUAACCUGGAAAUUUUGUCAGCCAAGUCCGACGACCAGUGAGCCCGAUGACAUACGAUAUGGG
Molecule: messenger RNA, 914 nt
Organism: Coccidioides immitis RS
Lineage: Eukaryota; Fungi; Ascomycota; Eurotiomycetes; Onygenales; Onygenaceae
Exons: 2
Source: RefSeq, a predicted model, not a curated record